AUGGCUUGGCUCAUUCUUGGGAGUAAACCGAGACUUAUUUGUCUGUUCUGGUUUAAUCCGAUUCCAGAGGGGUAUGAUGCUCGUUUGGUCCGUCCAAGUAUAGAAGCCGCAUUUAAGAAGAUAGGCUACUCUGGUCCUGUUUCUAUCACUGCCUAUACCGCCUAUAAAGAAACCCCUCAUCACCACCUCGUAGGGCUCUCUUCCACUGGAGUCGAUCUUGCACAUACCCUCUACUGGUACAAAGGCUCUCGCAUGUACGACGAUGUGAGGCAAUGGGAAAAUGAUAAUCCUGCUCCGGCUUCAGUGAUGCUCAUAUCGGAUGUGGAUCGGGACGAUUACAUCCCGUCGCUUAUUUCUCGUUAUCUACAAAAGAGUAACUACAACUGUUUUUUGGCUUAUUCGUUUAGGCCUUGUAAAAUGACAGUCAUGCUCACUUCCGCUGCAUGGCUCUGGGAAAGCUUACUUUCAGUUUUUUCAGAGAAAAGAAGACGGCACAUUCUUAAGAAUUGCAGUGAAAGUGCAUCUACGGGAAUGUUUUAUUGCAAAUUGUGCUACGACUGGGAUUGCGAAAGCCUCGAUGAGUUCACUAAGCAUCUCUCUAGAAGUAAAACACAUGCAAGGGAAGAGUAUAGAAUUAUUUCGCAUUCUGAUUUUCUCGAUCGCGAGCGCACGCUAACUAAAAUAUCCAACUACAAUCAUGAGAUAGGAUAUUCUCCCAAGAACAAACGUAUGAGGAAAUGAAGCUUCCUGAAGUGAAGCUCUUAUAUUCCUUUCUAGUCUAUGUCUCCUUUUUGUUUGUUUAAACCCAACGCUCAUCAGAGCCAUCAACAACGACUUGCAGGUAAAAGAGAUCUUUGGUAUUGUCAAAGAUAUCCAAAGGAUCUCAUCUGCGUUUGUCGAGAUAUCUUUCUCUCAUCUCUCUCGAUCGCUGAAUGUGGAAGCGGAUCGUUUAGCAAAACUUUCCCUAUUUUCGUCUCGUGUACCGGACCCAUCUUUGGGCUAAAAAUACUUUGGGCCUGAGGCCUUUUCAUUUUUAAUUUAAUGAGCAAGUAUUACAAAAAAAAAAAAAAAAACCCAAUGCUUGUUUAAAUUAAAUGGAAUGGUGUUUUUUUUCUUCCGUUUAUUGAACUUCUUAAACAACAAAUGGUCUUGGGAUUUGUGGCCUAAGUAAAAAAUAAAGUAAAAGACACACUGGUGAUGAUAGUUCA
Messenger RNA from Brassica napus (rape), 1208 nucleotides. RefSeq lists its product as uncharacterized. Bases 1 to 741 code for a protein of 246 amino acids. NCBI's taxonomy places the organism in Eukaryota, Viridiplantae, Streptophyta, Magnoliopsida, Brassicales, Brassicaceae. The transcript has 3 exons. The record is from RefSeq and is a predicted model, not a curated record. Gene Ontology annotation, biological process: regulation of gene expression. Gene Ontology annotation, cellular component: peroxisome.